AUGGCUCGCCCGGCGGCAACUGCCCCUGCUGUGGCUUCUUCCUUGAUUAGCUCGACCGGGGUUGAGCAUGGUUCCGACGAUGAUAGCAUCUCCAUGACCUCUACUUUGUCUAGUGAACAGCAGUCCGAAUAUGAAGUGGAGACCAUCUUUGCCGAAAAGCGAUUUUCGGACGGCAUGAGGUAUCUGGUGAAAUGGGCCGGGUACCCCAUGGCCCGAUGCUCCUGGGAACCUGAGGAAUAUUUCAAUACCCCCGCCACUCUAUUGGAGUGGUGCCAGAAAAAGGAGGCCAUCCAAAAAGGCAAAGCGGCCCCAUUCGAUCAUGACGCAUGGCAGAAAGAACAAGAUGCCCGGGAGCAGGCUAAGCUCGAUCGACGGCAGCGGAUAGACGACAAAAGGAAAAGACUCGAGCUUCGCUCCCGAAAUACAAGCAAUCGGGGAACGCUAGCUACUCCAACUUCACCCAUCGUGGCCACCGCCGAGAGACCGGAUUUGCAUACUCGCCCUCAAUCGCCUGUUCGAGUUUCUGUCCCAACGAGUCGUCCCCGGAUCAGAACGAGUCCCCGUCCUGUCCUGUUUGGAAGCGGGCAGAGCAGCCAGAGGACAGUCCGCCCUCUUCGUCUUAGGAGGCCUUCCAAUGAAGAGCCUCCCAAGCAUUUCAACUUAUCAACCAAGCGACGCUAUGAGAAAGCGAAAACGGAUGAGCCUGCCCCUGAUAUUAAUCAAAUGCAACUGGCUCGUCCGUCAGAAUGGCCUGCUCGAUCAUCUGUCAGUGCCAUCAAAACUGGUCCUCCUGAAGGCCCGCCCAAGGUUGAAAAAUCAAUGCGCAAUGAUAGUAGUGUUUCUUCAGCCCACGGCCAACAUCCCGCUUCCCCGCUUAGGAAUUCCUCUUUAUCGAAUCACGUCUCAUUUGAUGUCCGCAAAUUACGCCCCUCGCAAGGAAAUAUCAGCAAAACGUUGGAUCACUUGGGCAAUAGAUCAAACCUCGAGUCUGAGGAGGAACCGGCUAUGCCCGAAAGGGCUCCUGGUCCCCGGAGUUACGUCACGUAUAACAAAAGGUUCUUCAAUCCCGACGAGGUGCUGAUAAAGCUGUAUUAUGGACCGGAGAAGAACAAUAUCGGUGAUGCCAGACUUUGUGGCCUUAAUCCUCAGACGAAAAGCCGAAUCCUACACAGCAAAAAAGAAGAUUCGCUGGAAAUAUGGUUUCAGCACCUUUGUGCACUCGAUGACUACCAAAGGCUUUGUUAUAAUACAACUAACUGGAACUAUUGCACCGGCUGGAUCGAAGGAUUCAAUGAUACAGAACCGAAUAUUUUCCGCAUGGCGCAGGAUCUUGGUCAAAGGAAGCUGAUGGCAGUUUCCAUUCCCGUUCUGGGGGUUCAAAAUGUCUUGCUUGCUUACCCUCCUGAUUCAAGAGACUUCAGCUUCCUCCACGGCAAUUUCAAUGGACGUCCGAACGUUUUUCUUUAUUUCACCGCAAGAAGUCACUUUAACUUGAAGGAGCUAGACCUAUUGAGUCGACGUACGAAGGACAAUCAGGCAUUCACCAGAGUCCAGCCAAGACUGUCCAUCCGCAGCCCUGUGAAUGAAACGCUGUCUUCGACUAACGCCCAAGGGAAGGCCCCAGAUAAUUUUGAUGCAAAAGUUUCCGAAGCACCCGCCCUUCCUCAUCGCUCAAGCUUAAUUGGUGUCGAGCCACACGAGACACAAGGGGCGUCUCUUGUGAACCCCAUCUUAUCACCUUCAUCCGACAAGUCCUCCGACAGCUUUGGCGAGCCCAUGGAAAUUGAUCAUCCCCCUCCUUCCCCGGUGGGCCCGGCUAGCCCUGUUACUGACUCCGACCAUGAGCCGAGUCUUCCUGGGACUGGCCAGGAUGCCGCAGACUUUGAUCUGGAUAAAUUCUUUCGGAAGAAUUAUGGUGUGACCUUCUCAAUGUUACUCGACUCAAAGCAGACUGCCGGUUUCUACGUCAUGUAUCCGGGUCACUCUGAAAACGCCGACCAACAAUGCGCCGAGCAGUGCCAGAUUGUGAUGGAAUUUCUUCAGAAACACACAUCGCAAACAUAUUCAAGUCGCCAAUCUAAAGACUGGGAGACUUUCACCUUGAUGGAGCGCGGUGUGGCACUGUUCCAUGAGAAUUUCGUUGAUUUUGCCGCUCUCCCCUCAUUGAGUAGCCUCCUACAGAAGAAUAUCACCUUUUGGAGUUUUUCCUUACGAGCCCCACACGAGUAUGCUGGUCACCCAGCACACUUCCAGCGCAUAUUUCUUCACGGGUGUAUAUUUCUAUUGACUGAAGACGUGAUGCUCCGAAAGCUAGAGAGGACCAUUGCCUUUCUCGUCUGGUUCCGCGACAGCUCGAAGAAAAAAUUCCCGGGAACUUGGAAACUCAUGGUGCGGCCGAAUAUCCUGGAGUGGGUGUUGAAUCAACAUGACAAGCAGCACCAAUCAAAACGGGGAUUAUGGAUUACAAUGCACUCUUUGAUCUCGGAACUCGGCCUGACUACGAAUGCGGACAUCGACGUGGACACCGGUGUUGUGGAGAAAGCCGUUAUUUCGCCGAAUAUUCCGUCGUACAGCUCUUCUUCUGUUGACAACCAGAGGGCAGAUAAUGCCAGCGACUUGACACAAGAACACAGAAAAGCUGAUAGGCUUGCCGAGUUUUUUGCGGGCUGGGCCCUUGUUAACCGACAUCAAUUUCGACGAUUCGUCAUUGUUUCUGGGAUCGAACCGCUUGAACGCUGGAAAACAUGGCACCACAUGAUCAUCUAUCAUGGCUAUAGAAGCACCAUGGCGACUUAUAAAGUCGACUAUAGUUACAUGUCUAAACUUGGGGGCCAAAGGGAAGGACACUCGACUGAGGAAAAGAUCCCAAGCACUCCCUCGGCCUUCACUUCCUAG
Messenger RNA from Aspergillus melleus, 2895 nucleotides. RefSeq names its product putative Chromo domain protein Chp1p. Lineage: Eukaryota; Fungi; Ascomycota; Eurotiomycetes; Eurotiales; Aspergillaceae. Gene Ontology annotation, cellular component: pericentric heterochromatin. Gene Ontology annotation, biological process: chromatin organization; negative regulation of transcription by RNA polymerase II. The transcript is spliced from 4 exons. Bases 1 to 2895 code for a protein of 964 amino acids. Gene Ontology annotation, molecular function: chromatin binding. The record is from RefSeq and is a predicted model, not a curated record.